UUAUAAAAACGGAGUUAAUCGUACAAUCAAUUACAUUCAGAGAAACAUCAAGUCAUAACAACAACAAUUACCAAAGCAUUUUAUAUUGAUUUCUUAUUUUCCCCAGGAAAGAUGGUUCCAUUGAACAGUUAAAAGUCUUAACUAUUAACGUCUUUAAUCAUCCAACAAUCACUUUUGUUUAACUUUGUGCCAAUUGAUCAAGAGCUUGUGUAGCAAUUAGAUAACCAUGGAUAAUAACGAUAAAACAGAUUCAACUCAGGAACUAACGGAGUCAACACUUAAAAAGGAUGAAACCAAAUUUCAAUCUUCCUUUGCAUCAUUACGGAGUAAACCCAAUCCAUUGGAAUGGCAAGAUGUUGAAGUCAAAUUUGGUCGAAGACCUUUGAGACAACAGGACAGUACAAUGGCUCGAGUAACUGAUUCAGCUGAAAAUUUUUGCCUUAAAAGUCCAAUAGUUGUCUGGUUGUUGACCAUAUUUCCCAGUAUAACCUGGAUUCGGAACUAUUCAAUAAAAAACUAUUUAAUUCCUGAUAUAAUUUCUGGCUUAACAGUCUCUGUUAUUCAUGUACCACAAGGAAUGGCCUAUGGUCUUUUAGCAGGAACCAAUCCAGCAAAUGGACUUUACGUUUCAUUUUUCCCAGUCUUAAUAUACGCUCUAAUGUCUCAAAGCAGACAUGCAUCAUUAGGUACAAUGGCAGUAACCAGUAUAAUGACGAGUAAUGUGCUUAAUCAUCUUGGUGCAGUACCACAAGCAGCUUUUAAUUCAACCCAACUCGCAUCGUUUGAUCGACCGCCAACUAUUGAAGAAGCCAUUACAACCCUGUCAUUUAUUUGUGCCAUUUUCAUGCUUAUCGGAGGUAUAUUUCAAUUAGGAGUCCUCUCGCUGGUUUUAUCGGAACAGAUGUUAACAGCCUUUGCCUGUGGAGCGACCUUUCAUAUUGCUGUGGCCCAGUUGGAAAGUGUAUUAGGUAUAACAGUACCUAAACAUUCAGGACCACUCAAAGUUAUAUUUACUCUGUUUGAUGUGUUGAAGAACAUUCUCUCAACCAAUCUGGCAUGUUUGGUUAUAUCAAUAAUCACAACCGUCUUGAUGGUGUCUGUUAAAGAGUUUUUUGAUCCUUGGCUUAAGAAACGCGUCAAAUCAAAUAUUCCUAUUCCCAUUGAAUUAUUUAUUUUGAUUAUUGCCACUACAGCGUCUUGGGCGCUUGAUUUAAACGUUAGAUAUGGUGUUCCAGUGAUAGGAGUUAUACCGUCUGGUUUACCAGAGAUAAAACCUCCUCGACUUGAUUUAGUUGUUGACAUAUUGCCUGAUGCUGCUGCGAUUGCUUUGGUUAGUUAUACUGUGACACUAACUGCUGGCCUCUUGUUUGGUAAAAAGUACAAGUAUAUUGUUGAUCCGUCACAAGAAAUGUUGGCUCUUGGUGCAGCUAAUUUGUUGGGUUCAUUUACAGGUUGUUUUCCGGCUACCAGUGGAAUCAGUAGAACUCUUUUAAUUGAUAAAUCAGGAGUUAAAACACAAUUAGCUGGAAUUGUAUCGUCAGUUGUGUUGCUCUUCAUCAUUCUUUAUCUUGGUCAUUUGUUUCACUCUUUACCCAAAUGUGUUUUAGGAUGCAUUAUUUUAGUUUGCCUUAAAAAUAUGCUAAUGCAGUCAACAAACUUGGUCCGAUUGUGGAAAAUAUCAAGACUCGAAGGUUUAUCCUGGGCAAUCACCUUCUUCUCAGUAAUAGCAAUUGAUGUCGAUUAUGGUAUAAUCAUUGGAAUCUGUUCUUCACUUUUCUUCCUUCUCAUCCAAUUUAUACUGCCAAAGGCAACAAUACGAGGUUUACUUCCAUCCACUGAAAUUUAUGUUGAUAUAACUCAAUUCACUAAGGCUCAGGAGAUUCCAGGAUUGAAAAUAUUCCGUUUCUCAAGUGCUCUUUUCUUCCUGAACUCAGUGAAUUUCCGUGACUCCUUGUACCGUUUGUGUUUACAAAAAACCUACAGCCAAUUGAUGGACUUAUUGGAGAAGAAAAAGUUGUUGAAUCAAACGGUCAACACAAUAAUCAUUGAUUGUUCCACCAUUGCUUUUGUUGAUUCAUCAGGUGUUGAAGCCAUUUUGGAUGCCAUUAAUACAUUGAAAGAGCUUGGUAUUCGUUGUCAUCUCGCAUCUUGUACAGCAUCUCUUAUGGCAAUGUUUGAAAGAACCUCUUUCCGAGACAAAUUACCAAAAGAUUAUUCGUCUAUAUUUCCUAUGGUUCACGAUGGUGUCAUUUAUUAUUUACAACAUGAUUAUCCAGAAUCACAUGAUACAAACACAAUACCAUCUUCAAUCAGAUUUUGAAUACCAUCUGAAAGAAAAAAGUUUCAAAAUAAUCAAAAACAUUCUGAAAAACCCAUUGGUAUUGUAAAUAAAACAAACAAACUAAAUAAUUCAAAUCAAUAAUGUAAUCUGUAAAAAAAUUAUAAUCCAAAUUAACUUUGAACAUUUAA
This is a messenger RNA of Tetranychus urticae (two-spotted spider mite), 2469 nucleotides long. Its product is annotated as solute carrier family 26 member 6. Lineage: Eukaryota; Metazoa; Arthropoda; Arachnida; Trombidiformes; Tetranychidae. Gene Ontology annotation, biological process: transmembrane transport. The record is from RefSeq and is a predicted model, not a curated record. Gene Ontology annotation, cellular component: membrane.